Prunus armeniaca (apricot) is the source of this 156-nucleotide messenger RNA. Lineage: Eukaryota; Viridiplantae; Streptophyta; Magnoliopsida; Rosales; Rosaceae. The record is from the annotation of a GenBank genome assembly.
AUGGGACAAUUUCCAGCGGCAGAUCUUCGUCGCCUUUCCAACGGGUGGCUUUUUACAGGCGGUACUGAGAUAGGGUGGAUGGUUCUGGUGAGCGACAGGGAAGAAUUCGCUUUGCAUCUUUUAUUUGUUGUUUGGUGCGGUGGCCGUAACGACUAG